CAAUGGGCGGCGGGGGGCGGGGCGGGGCGGUCCGCCGGGGAGCGGGGCGGCCGGGCCGAGCCGAGCCGAGCCGAGCCGGGCCCGACAUGGGCAACGCGGCCGCGGCCAAGAAGGGCGGCGAGCUGGAGAGCGGGGCCAUUCUAGGCCAUGCUAGUCCAUACUGGUCCAUAUUGGUCUACAGUGGUGCACACUACAUCAUACUGGUCUAUACUGGGCCGUACUAGACCAUACAGGGCCAAGGAAGAUUUCCUGAAAAAAUGGGAGAAUCCGGCCCAGAACACGGCCAGCCUGGAGCAGUUCGAGCGCAUCCGCACGCUGGGCACCGGCUCCUUCGGGCGCGUCAUGCUCGUGCGCCACAAGGACUCGGGCCACCACUACGCCAUGAAGAUCCUCGAUAAGCAGAAGGUGGUGAAGCUGAAGCAGAUCGAGCACACGCUCAACGAGAAGCGCAUCCUGCAAGCCGUCACCUUCCCCUUCCUCGUGCGCCUCGAGUACUCCUUCAAGGACAACUCCAACCUGUACAUGGUGAUGGAGUACAUCCCGGGGGGGGAGAUGUUCUCCCACCUCCGCCGCAUCGGCCGCUUCAGCGAGCCCCACGCCCGGUUCUACGCGGCCCAAAUCGUGCUGACGUUCGAGUACCUGCACGCGCUCGACCUCAUCUACCGCGACCUCAAACCCGAGAACCUGCUCAUCGACCAGCAGGGCUACAUCGAGGUGACAGAUUUCGGCUUCGCCAAGCGAGUCAAGGGCCGGACCUGGACGCUGUGCGGGACCCCCGAGUACCUGGCGCCCGAAAUCAUCCUCAGCAAGGGGUACAACAAGGCCGUGGACUGGUGGGCCUUGGGCGUCCUCAUCUACGAGAUGGCGGCCGGCUACCCGCCCUUCUUCGCCGACCAGCCCAUCCAGAUCUACGAGAAGAUCGUCUCGGGGAAGCUCGGACCUCAAGGACCUGCUGCGCAACCUGCUCCAGGUGGACCUCACCAAGCGCUUCGGCAACCUGCGCAACGGCGUCGCCGACAUCAAGGGCCACAAGUGGUUCUCCACCACCGACUGGAUCGCCAUCUACCAGCGCAAGGUGGAGGCCCCCUUCGUGCCCAAGUGCAAGGGCCCCGGCGACACCAGCAACUUCGACGAGUACGAGGAGGAGGAGAUCCGCGUCUCCCUCACCGACAAGUGCGCCAAGGAGUUCGCCGACUUCUAGGGGGGGGCCGCCCCCGGGGGGGGGGCUGCGGAUCCCCCGGGGGGGGGGAACAAAACCCCGGGGGGGGACAAACCCCCAAGGAGGGGGCAAAACCCCCAGGGAGAGGGGGCAAACCCCCCUGGGGGGUCCACAUAGCCCCAUGGCAGGGGGCAGCUCCCCCCCCAACAUGAUGCUAUGGGGGGGGGUCAUUCCCCCCCCCGGGGUAAUUGGUGGGGGUUUGCCCCCCCGGGGUAAUUUGGGGGGGGGGUUGUUCCCCCUCACCCUUAAAGCAGGGGGAGAUUUGCUCCCCCUCCCGGGAUAAAGGAGGGGGGAGAUUUGCCCCCCCAGGUAAAGGAGGGGGGGAUUUCCCCCCCCCAAGGUUAAGGAAGGGGUUGAUUUGCCCCCCUUGGGGUAAAAGAGGGGGUAAAUUGCCCCCCCAGGGGAGGAAGGGGUAAUUUGUCCCCCCCCGGGGUAAAGGAGGGGGUAGAGUUCCCCUCCCCGGGGUAAUUAAGGCUGUGGGUUUGCCCCCCCUCCACAGUAAAAGAGGGGGUAAUUUGCCCCCCCCAGGUUAAAGGGGGGUAAUUUGCCCCCCCAGGGUGAAGCAGGGGGUAGAUUUGCCCCCCCCGGGGUAAACGAGGGGGUAGGUUUGCACCCCAGAGUAAAUAAGGGUGUGGACUUGCCCCCCCCCCAGGGUAAAGGAGGGGGUAGCUUUGCCCCCCCGGGGUAAUUAAGGGUAUAGAUUUGCCCCCCCGGGGUGGUUCAGGGCUUGGCCCCCCCUGGUUAUUUGGGGGGUUAAUUUGCCCCCCCCCCGGGGUUUAUUGGGGAGUAUUUGCCCCCCCCAGGGGUAAGUGGGGGGGGGUUGCCCCCACGGGGGGGCAGGGGGGGGGGUAUGUUCCCCCCGGUUUUAUUCGGGUCGAGCCCCUAUUUUUAGCGGAGGGGGGGCAGCGUCUGACAUCCCCCCCACGAUUUUAACUGAUUGUUUCGGUUUUAAGCCCAAAUUGUGGGGGGUGGGAGGGGGGAUUGGGGGGGUGAUGCGGCUGGGGAGGUUUUUAAAUGGGGGGGCAGGAUUGGGCCCCCCCCUUUUUGGGGGUCCCCCCCAGUGUGGGGGCUGCUGGGGACCCCCCAGGGGGGCAGGUCUGGGGGGGCCCAAAUGCCGGGGGGGUCCCCGAGCCUGUGGGGGGGUCCUCGAGCCUAGGGGGGGUCCCCACAUCCCGGGGGGGUCCCCAGCCCCCGGCCCCCCCCACGUGCUUCAUUGUAAACUUAUUUGAGACGAAUCCAAUAAAGUUUUGUUUAAAAA
Messenger RNA from Dromaius novaehollandiae (emu), 2477 nucleotides. Its product is annotated as cAMP-dependent protein kinase catalytic subunit alpha-like. The record is from RefSeq and is a predicted model, not a curated record. Bases 148 to 1371 code for a protein of 407 amino acids. Lineage: Eukaryota; Metazoa; Chordata; Aves; Casuariiformes; Dromaiidae. The transcript is spliced from 11 exons. Gene Ontology annotation, molecular function: ATP binding; protein serine/threonine kinase activity; protein kinase A regulatory subunit binding. Gene Ontology annotation, biological process: protein phosphorylation. Gene Ontology annotation, cellular component: nucleus.